AUGGGUAAUAAGGCUUGUUUACAUUCCAAUGAUGCAAAAAAUCUCCUUGGCAAUGAUAUAAAAAUGACAAGUAUAAGCGAGUUUGAAAUAAGCGAGUUUAAACUAUAUUUAUAUGUAACACAGGUGAUGAUACAGACAAUGAAGGAACUUGAGUGGAAUCGGAUAGCGAUUAUUUUUGAAGAUGAUACAUACGGCAGAGAAGCCAGCACCCGUCUUACUCUAAGAGCCAAACAAGAGAGCAUUUGUAUAUCUAUGGACAGUGGUAUCCCUGUGAACAAUGGUGUCAGCGCAAAUGAUAUUUCAACUCUACUUAACAAUAUUAUCUAUGGUUCCACCAACAGUCCAUCUAUUAAUGGAAUAGUUUACAUUGGAUCUAGUACAUUUGCACGAUCUAUUUUCAUUUCUUUAGACAAUACCGGUUUUUCGGCAGUCCCUAUUGUUAUGCUUUCGGAAGGCAUCAAUAUGCAGACAAGUGUGUUUAAAAGUCACAAUGGUUUUGCCAGACCAGCGGCCAAAGGUUCUCUUGUUCUGGCACCUAGCUACUUGGAAGUCACUGAAUUCGCUGAUCACUGGAAAGCGAUAUUCACAAAUAAAACUUACUUUGAGAAAGAGUCUGUCACUAAUCCAUGGCUAAUAGACCUAUAUCAUGAAAUCACAGAGUGUGAAAAAAGAAACUGUGAGUUUGCUGUAUUGACUGAAAGUGAAUUUGGAGCAGCAUUUGGAGCGCAGCCUCUGUAUGUCCAGUAUUCCAUUCUGGCAGCACAUGCACUUGUAAAAGGAAUAAAAGAACUUCAAGAAAAACACUGUCCUACUCCAGGGUUCUGCGAUACAUUCAAAACAGAAUUUCGUACGGGUGAUCUGCUGGAAAAUAUUAAAGACAUAGACAUAGAUAUGUCAACAGAUUUUCAAUGGAAGCUAGACUCACUUUCGAGUCGGAAGUUACAACUGACAGAGAACAACACUGAUGACGUCAUUAAGCCAAAUGGCCAAUCAAACUACCAAGUGUUCAAUUAUCGAACAGCCCACGAAGUGUCUUCCGAAUUUGUUCUUAAAAGGAUAAGCGACUACGUGGAUAUGGAAUUGGUUAUUAACAAGGAUGAGCUCCGAGAUUACACAAUUCAGGGUGUGGAGCGAAUGUGGCCAGAUGUGAGAAAAGCACAGUGUAAUAUUGAAACCAAAUGUGAAGAAUGCAUUCCCAUUCUAGACAUUCAUGAAAGUUUUAUUUUCGAACCAGGAGAUGUAUAUGUCGUAGGAGUUGUAGCAGUAUUUGAUAGUGGCAGCAAUGGAGUAGAUGGAUGUGGAGGCAUACGUAAAGUCAGUGGAUACCAAACUGCAGAAUCUAUGAGAUUUGCUGUUGACAAAGUUAAUAAGAAAACCGGUGAUUUCUCAAACUUCUUCCCAGGUGUAAAGAUUGGUUUGAUUGUAUUGAAUUCAUGCAAUAACCCAGUGGUGGUACAGAGGAAAAUACACGAACUUUUCAAGAAUGGAGUAAAGACGGCCAAUGGUUCCAUUGUAGACAUUCGUAAUAAAGUCAUCGGUUUCGUUGGUGAUAUUGGUAGCAGCAUAAGUAUUGCUGUGGCAGAAUUGUUGUCAAGGUUAAAGUUUGUGCAGAUAAGCUUCGCUUCUACCAGUCCCCUGCUAAGUGAUAGGUCAAAGUAUCCGUAUUUUACGAGGGUUGUCACACCAGAUGACGCCCAAGCUAAAGCAAUGAUCAGUAUUAUUCAGGAACUUGAUGCAGAUUAUGUACAAAUUGUUUAUAGUACAGGUGCAUAUGGGGAGGCAGGAAAAGAUAAAAUCAAAGAAGCUGCAUAUCAAAACAAAAUUUGUGUAGUUCAGGAAAUUCCUGUUGAGGAAUCUGGUAGUGCCUAUGAAAUAUUUGAAAAGCUUAGACGGGCUGCUCACGCAAGAAUCGUUAUAAUAUUUCUGCGGUCCCAUCGGAUAUACGAUGUUAUGUCCGCUCUGGUAUCUCAAAUAAGCUAUAGAGGAGAGUUCAUGUUUAUUGGGUCAGAGGCAUGGGCUCGCAAAAAGGACCCACUUACGAGUGACAAUAAGCAGAUACUUCUGGGUUCUUUUACUCUUUCACUAGAAAUGUAUCAAGACAAUGAAUUGCGCAGCUACAUACAGAACAUAAAGCCCAAGCCGUUUAGCCAAAAUCCAUGGUCAUUGAUUUAUCUUCAAGCAAAAAGAAAUUGUUUCUUUGAUUUUAGUUUUGACAAAACACAGCCAGAAAAGUGCUCACCGGCUAAUGACUACAGCACCGAUCCAAAUUUCGAUCUGGACUCAUGGGAUACUUCCGCUUUCGUUGCUGUUAAAAGUCUUCUUAUCGCUGCGAAUGCUUUCCUUAAGGAGAAGUGUGGCCUUUCCGCUGACGGACUUUGUGGUGAAUUCACAAAUAAUCCUGAAGGUCUAGUCGAUGCUAUACGUGCGACAAAACUCGAUCUUGAUGGGUCUGGAAACAAGAUAAAAGUGUUUAAUGAAAAUGGAGAUGGUAAUAUCGGCUACAGAAUCUACAACAUUCAAAAGGAUGAUGAUCCCCAAAACCUCAUUUAUGUUGAGGUCGGACGGUAUCCACUAGGAGGCACAUUUACUUUCGAGAAAAGCAUGACGGUACACCCAGCAGGAGCACAGAUUGUGUCCACGUGCCCCAAUGAGAAGGCUUGUUCUGGCUGCUUUGGGGCAGAAAAAAUAGUAGACGAAACAAAAGAUGAAGAAUCUUUUGAUGUUGGAAUGCUGGUACUUGGCGUUCUGCUGGCUGUUGCCGUCAUUAUUGUGAUUAUCCUGGCUUUAGUUAUUUGGCGAUUGCACAAAGUGCGUGCAGCAGCCAAUCAGAUUUAUCUGACUCCAACGAUAUCAAGUGAAGGCGGCCGAGAUUUAACGAGACAGGAAGCGAUUGGAAGUGAGGCAUUCUCGGUUAUUCCCCCUUGCUCAACAAAGGAAAAUGCAUUCCCCGAACACUCGGAAAUACAAACAACCGACACUUGACACUCAAUUUUCCAUUGUUUUCAUUUUGUAAAAUAACUAUCAGAAUGUUUAUUGUAUUGUAAAUUUGACAUUUCUUAUGCAUUCUAACAUGUGUUUAUAAGGUAAUGAGAACGCGGAACAUUCAGAAGUCACAACGCUCGUUUCCAUAAUUAUGUCGUGAUAUGAGAUUGGUGCAUUUUCCUCGUAAAAAAGCUUGCUUUGUAAGGGAGCGAUGCUUUUCUAGUGGCAGACAAAGACUGUAUUAAGCUUGAUUGUUUGUUUUGGGGUUAACACCGUUUUAGCGCAUCCGAGCACAAAGUGCACGGGGUGAGCUCUUGUGAUCGCUCACCGUUCGGCCGUCCGUCCACACUUUCCUUUAAACAGCAUCUCCUCUGAAACCAUUUGGUGGAAGUUGAUGAAACUUGGCCUGGAUGUUUCUUGGGUGAUCUUCUUCCAAAGUUUUAAAAUUGUUCCGCUUGGUUGCACAUAGGGAUCGCCAGGGCUAAAAAUAGAAAAAUCUUUAAACGACAUCUCUUAAACCCCUAGUCCGAUUUUGAAAUUAUUUUAUUCAAAUAAUCCUUGUGUAAUCUUCUACCAAGUUAGUUCAAAUUAUCCCAGUUUGUCAAAAACCGUGGCUGUCGUGGGUCGUGGUCACUUUUCCCUAUAUGUAUGUACUGGAAACUUUAAAAAAUCUUCUUGUAUGAAACUGGUGACCCGAUUUUGAAACAAUUUCACACAAAUGGUCCUUGUGUAACUCUCUGCCAAAAUUUUUCAAAUUAUUGCGAUUUGUCAAAAAACAUGGCCGCCAUGGGACGUGGUCUCUUUUCCAUAUAUAUAUAUAUUGGAAACUUAGUGUAUGAAACUGCUGGCCCGAUUUCAAAAUAAUUUCACAAAAAUGGUCCUCUACUAAGAUUGUUCAAAUUAUUUUGAUUC
This is a messenger RNA of Mercenaria mercenaria, 3894 nucleotides long. RefSeq lists its product as uncharacterized. Gene Ontology annotation, cellular component: membrane. NCBI's taxonomy places the organism in Eukaryota, Metazoa, Mollusca, Bivalvia, Venerida, Veneridae. The record is from RefSeq and is a predicted model, not a curated record. Gene Ontology annotation, biological process: G protein-coupled receptor signaling pathway. Bases 1 to 2982 code for a protein of 993 amino acids. The transcript is spliced from 8 exons. Gene Ontology annotation, molecular function: adenylate cyclase inhibiting G protein-coupled glutamate receptor activity.